Rhodamnia argentea is the source of this 1014-nucleotide messenger RNA. RefSeq names its product probable calcium-binding protein CML22. The coding region runs from base 17 to 883 and encodes 288 amino acids. Gene Ontology annotation, molecular function: calcium ion binding. The transcript is spliced from 5 exons. NCBI's taxonomy places the organism in Eukaryota, Viridiplantae, Streptophyta, Magnoliopsida, Myrtales, Myrtaceae. The record is from RefSeq and is a predicted model, not a curated record.
UUCUCUUCUAUAUGUUAUGUUCUAUAAAACAUUGCUCUUUCGUUCCGUCUUUAACUCUGGGAAGAACCAUCUCCUUUCUCCAAUGCAGAAAAUCACAAUGAAAGGUCAAAUAGGCACAUCAUGCCCUUGUCCUUCCUUAAAAGCUGUAUCCAACAAAGUGGGAACCAUACUUUGCCAUCGCAAUUCCCAAAUUAGGAACAAGAAAUUGGACGCAAAGCUUGAAAAGAAGGUGCUCGAAGUGAAGAACACAUUAUCAACAAGGCGUAACAAGUUCCAAACAAUCAAUAGCAUCAUCAUGAGGUUCCCUCAAUUCAAAGAGGGAUUGAAGGAUAUUAAGGCCAUUUUCCAGCAAUACGAUGAGGACUCAAAUGGGACAAUUGAUAAAGAGGAACUAAAGAAAUGUUUGGAGGAAAUGCAGCUUCAUCUCUCCGAAAAGGAUAUGGAGGAUUUGUUUCAUUCUUGUGAUAUUGAUGAAAACCAAGAAAUACAAUUCAGAGAAUAUAUCGUUCUUUUAUGCCUCAUCUAUCUCUUAAAAGAAGCUUCGUCAACUAAUGAGACGGAAAAGAUAGGUUCACCAUCAAUAGAAGCUACUUUUGAUGCGAUCAUUGAAGCCUUCUUAUUUCUGGACAAAGAUGGCGAUGGGAAGUUGAAGAAGAAAGAUGUGAUCAAAGCACUGAACGAGGCUUCACCGACGGAGAAAACUCCUCGCCACGUUACCAUGAAACGAUUCAAGGAGAUGGAUUGGGGUAGAAAAGGAAAAGUAAGCUUUAGAGAGUUCCUUUUCACUUUCGUUGAUUGGGUUGGUGUGGAAACCAACCACGGCGAAGGUGACGGCUUCAGCUACGGUGAUUGCGAUGUUUAUGGUGACGAUCUUCCCUCGUGAACAUCACUCAGAGAGAAUUUAUAGAAAUGCGACACUCAUAUAUGUAUAAAUCAAAUAAGACAAUUUGUAACUAUUGUACAUGUGAUCUGAAUAUACAAGAAAUCAAGGCACUUAGGUUUAGUUUGAAGAAA